AUGGCCGGCCUCAAGAACAUCGUCCUAGCGACCUCGCUGCUGACUUCUUUGGUCGCGGCUGUUCCCAUGCUUGACAAGCGCGCCAUCUACACCAACACGGUGACCGAGAUUGCAUGGGUGACGGUCGAAGAAACCACCACCAUCUGGGUUGACCCCUCCGAUCCCACUCCGGCUCCUGCCCCUGCCGUUAGCACUACCAGUUCCGUGCCAGCAGCAGUCUUCGCCGCAGCCACUUAUACUCCAUCCACUCUGGCGACAGCUGCUAUUGUUCCUGUCGAGGCUCCGUCGUCCUCUUCUGCCGCCCCUGUCGCUCCUUCUCCAGCUACUUCUUCCUCCGCAGUUGCACCUUCCGCUCCAGCUUCCUCUCCUCCUGCUGCUCCUUCCUCUGCUCCUGCCCCGUCCAUGGUCAAUGUCCAACCUAAGGAUACGGUCGGGACUGAUGGUACUUGCGAGGGUUCGGGAGAUGCGUGCCAGGGUGAUGUCACCCACUGGGAUGGUGGUCUUGGCGCGUGCGGCUGGAACGUCAAUACCAACAGCGAUAUGCAGAUUGCACUCCCUUACGCAUUCAUGGGGACUCAGUCCAACGGGAACCCAUACUGCGGUCGCUCGGUCACCCUGUACAACCCCACCUCGGGCACCACCGUCCAGGCUACCGUGGGUGACAAGUGCAUGGGCUGCCUUGAUCGGGCUAUUGACUGCACCGACGCUCUGUUCAACGCCAUUACCGAUGGCACAGGUGAUGGCCGUGUGAGCGGUAUCCAAUGGUGGUUGAACUAA
Cladophialophora bantiana CBS 173.52 is the source of this 777-nucleotide messenger RNA. RefSeq lists its product as uncharacterized. The record is from RefSeq and is a predicted model, not a curated record. The transcript is spliced from 2 exons. Bases 1 to 777 code for a protein of 258 amino acids. Lineage: Eukaryota; Fungi; Ascomycota; Eurotiomycetes; Chaetothyriales; Herpotrichiellaceae.